AGCCCUGUUGUUAGGAAUGAUCCGCGCGUCCUUCAGCGGGUAAAAUUAUGACCUCAGCAUGGCCGAUAAAGGUCCUCUUUUAACCUCCUGUAUCAUCUUCUAUUUAUCCAUCGGUGCGGCCGUUUUCCAAAUCCUCGAGGAGCCCAACUGGAUGUCCGUCAGGGACAGAUAUAUCCAGCAGAAGGAAAACAUUCUGAAGAACUACCAGUGUCUGACCCUGGAGGAUCUCGAUGAGAUCCUGGAGGUUGCGUCAGAGGCUGCAGGCCAAGGUGUGGCCAUCACCGGGGACAAUCACCGUAACACAUGGGACUGGGUCAACUCUGUCAUUUUUGCUGCCACCAUCGUCACCACUAUAGGUUAUGGAAAUGUUGCUCCGAAGACAAAGGGCGGCCGUGUGUUCUGCAUCCUGUACGGUCUGUGCGGGAUCCCCCUCUGUCUGGUGUGGCUCAGUGAACUGGGUUCCUUCUUUGGAGACCGAGCCAAACGUCUAUCUCAGGUUAUGAUUCGUAAAGGCAUAUCAGUGAAAAAGGUCCAGUUUACCUGCACAGCGUUAUUCCUCUUGUGGGGGCUGCUGGUGCACUUAGUGAUCCCUCCCUUCGUCUUCAUGUCCGUGGAAGGAUGGACUUACUUGGAAGGGAUUUACUUCUCCUUCAUCACACUCACAACAGUUGGCUUUGGUGAUUAUGUUGCAGGUGUGAAUCCGGAUAUCCAGUACCCCCGGCUGUACAGAGUGUGUGCUGAAAUAUGGAUUUACAUGGGGCUGGCCUGGCUAUCCCUGUUCUUCAGCUGGAACGUCCACAUGGUGGUGGAAGCCCAGAAACUGCUAAAGAAAAGACGACACAGGCGCCGACACCUGAUUGAACCCGAGCCCAUGGUGGAAAAACAAAACCUAGACAUAAAGCCGUCUGUGAUCGACAUUUUUAACUUCCUGUCGGAGAAGGACGAAGACUACAGCACCGUCAUCAAACAGAUUGGAAUUACGGCGAGGAUUAAAAAGCCGCCCGAGAACAUCAACCGCUCAAAAAGCUGCAGUGACAUCCUGGCCAUUCAGACCCUGGAACACUCGCCGCGCCGCAAACGCAUGAUCAGCAUCAGUGAGGCGUUUCUCAAUGCCAAGAUAGAGGAAAUUGAGCAGGAAGAGGCGCUUCUGGAGCAGGACAACAUUCAAGAGCUUGACUCCUCUGAUGUCGAGAUGAUGAAAGGUGACGGCGUCUUUGGACCUGAAAGCGAUGUUCUAGAGUUUUCUGCAUCAGUCAUAGAUGGUGAGAAAGAGGAGGAGAAUGUUCAGCAUCCGGAAGGUGGGGCCACUAGAUUUACAAUAUGCAAGGUGGCUGAGGAAGAAUUUCCAUUGAACUGUGAUGAUAAAGGGUAAAAUGUGUGUAUUCUGUCACCAAGACAGGAGCAGAGCUCCUGUCUGACCUUUGAAGAAGAUGAAAAUAUUUCAGCAAAAAAGGGUAGAACAUUUUCUAGAAUUCCUAAAACUGAACGAUGGACUGUGUUCUCAGAGAUUCUUCUACUUUAGAUUCAAUCGUUUAUGACAGACUAUGACUGUAACGAGGAGAUGAUGUUUCAGCCCAGCUUUGAAUUGCAUGAAUUUUUGUUUGAAAGUUUUAUAUAUUUUUUGG
This is a messenger RNA of Oryzias melastigma (Indian medaka), 1625 nucleotides long. RefSeq names its product potassium channel subfamily K member 5. The record is from RefSeq and is a predicted model, not a curated record. Gene Ontology annotation, biological process: potassium ion transmembrane transport; stabilization of membrane potential. Lineage: Eukaryota; Metazoa; Chordata; Actinopteri; Beloniformes; Adrianichthyidae. The transcript is spliced from 5 exons. Bases 59 to 1372 code for a protein of 437 amino acids. Gene Ontology annotation, cellular component: membrane. Gene Ontology annotation, molecular function: potassium ion leak channel activity.